AUGACUAUUAAUUUGUGUGAUAAUAGGAUGCAAAAUGGAAACUUCAUUACAAACACAGAUAAUACUCCGACCGAUAAUAACGACAAUGCAAUCAUCACUCGCUCUCCGAAACACUGUUGGUUUCCAGACGACCAACAAAUGGCAGCAAAUAUGGAGAGAUUAGAGAGAAAUACAUUCAAAGUAUUCCUAACGAAUGGCAAUUACAAUGUAGUCAAGACCGGGGAUGUGACGGACGUCCGCGGGAUCAUCGCUCUCAUCACUAGUCGAUUGUCUUCCGAUUCAAGCAAAAGGUUUUAUGAGAGCGCGUAUGCCAUCAGAAUCGCCAGAAUUGGCGGCACCAGUGAUGACCACUUUUGGUUACAUCCCGAGACGUCCAUGAAUGAGGCGCUCGAUCACCACCAGAACCUAUUGGACGCCGACUGGAGAUAUGAACUGCGAAUACGAUAUAUUCCGUCGACUUUGAGUGAUAUUCUGGUGAAAGACAGGUUCACUUUUCACUACUUGUACGACCAGAUAGAGGCGCCCGUAGACCAGGAUCUGGCCAUUCAGUUAUGCUGUCUGGAGAUCAAAUUCUUUGAUUUGGUUCAGCCUUUUGUUAACUUCAAGGAAGAGAAGUUCAAAUGUGCGUUAGGGACGGGUUGGAGUAUUCCCGUUCAGUUAGUCAUUGGCUGUGAUUUUGGUAUCGGUUAUGUCACUGACAGGACAGGACCGCCCACACAAAUGGCACAAUUCCAAAGCGUUCAAAGCAUUCACAUCACCACAAAUGUCAACGAAAACAAUGCAAACAAUUCUGCCGCUAAUCCUCUGAACCAAUCAAAUAAAUCAGUCCUUCAGCUGAAGAUUGCGGGCGCGUCUGAAGUGUUGGCCAUUUCUUGUCCGUCAAACACGAUCGCUGAGAAUAUCGCGAAUCUAAUCGAUGGAUACUGUCGUCUAGUUAACAAUACAGACGAUUCCUUUUGGAUCCGAAAAGCUCUUUUCUAA
Oppiella nova is the source of this 981-nucleotide messenger RNA. The record is from the annotation of a GenBank genome assembly. Lineage: Eukaryota; Metazoa; Arthropoda; Arachnida; Sarcoptiformes; Oppiidae.